AUGCUCUCAAGCCAGAGCCCCAUUAAACGCGGAUUCACCUCGGAGCAGAAUAGGAUAUACAAGAAGAGGAUGCUGAACAGACGAAGGGCAAAAGCGCUUGCGGACUUACUGAGCGACAUUCCACAGGACGUUGACCAGGAGGAUUGGGAGGAGAUGCAAGCUGCAGUAUACCAGAAUAUCCCAUUAAAAAUCGGAAACGAGGUGUCACAGUAUACAGAUGCUGACAAUUACCUUUACCACGGGCUCCUCACAUCAUCGAGUCAGGAGGUAUUUGCCCACAAUCCGACAGACAAUCAGAAAUGGACAAGAAUACACAAUCCUACCAACUCUCUCGUUCACUACGCACAGGUGAUUGAAGACUCUGGGUCAGGGGUCAACUUCAUCCACCCGUCACUUGCAAAGCGAUGCGACUUGCACGUCUACCCGACGGCGAUAACAACUUACCAGGUCAUUACUGGCCAUCAGUUCAUGUCUGAUAAAUGGGUUCAGGUAGAACUGCUAGGGAAACCGGGUAUGAUCUGUACAGACUGGUUCUAUUUGUCCCCAGAAGACGCCCCAAUCGAGUUGCUCGUCGGCAGACGUUUUAUGAGGGAGAACGAAAAGUUCUUCUUGAAUCAAAAGCCACAGUCCGAUCCGGUUCUGUUGAACGUCCAAAGCAAGAAAUCAGAAGCGGAGCAGGCCCAGAUACAAGAAAAUCAGAAGGCUGCUGAUGCACGGACAGCAACCCUGGAGAAAAGAAGAAGAGAGAAGAAGGAGCAACAGCAGAAGUCUCAGAGCAGCAAGAAUCCAUGGCCGCCAUCUAAUGAGAAGCACGGCUCACGUUCAAAAGGGUGAGAUUAGCUCAAAACCAGACUACCCUGGGAAUCCUCCGUGGAAGUCUUUGCUGGAGCGGAUUGUAGAGAAAGGGUAAGGGCAGCCGACUUGAGUACGUCAUGAUUCUUGUAGGGGAAGUACCAGGGAUUCUACAUGUUUGGCAACAACGACGUACUGUAUUGAUCGAUCUAACGUGUAAUAGAGUGAGACAUGGGACUUUCGUCUUACCUAGUGUCACAGCGGUUCUAGCAUAGUUAUGUUCAAUAUCAUAAGUGACUACAAGUAGACACAGCUAAGGUUGUGAUCUUUACGUGUCUAGGAUUCCCG
Pseudomassariella vexata is the source of this 1140-nucleotide messenger RNA. RefSeq lists its product as uncharacterized. The transcript is spliced from 3 exons. Bases 1 to 834 code for a protein of 277 amino acids. The record is from RefSeq and is a predicted model, not a curated record. NCBI's taxonomy places the organism in Eukaryota, Fungi, Ascomycota, Sordariomycetes, Amphisphaeriales, Pseudomassariaceae.